Penicillium verhagenii is the source of this 198-nucleotide messenger RNA. RefSeq lists its product as uncharacterized. The transcript has 2 exons. The coding region runs from base 1 to 198 and encodes 65 amino acids. The record is from RefSeq and is a predicted model, not a curated record. Lineage: Eukaryota; Fungi; Ascomycota; Eurotiomycetes; Eurotiales; Aspergillaceae.
AUGCAGUUCAUCACCGUUAUCAUUGCUACUCUGGCCGCCGUUGCCACUGCUACCCCUUCUCCCGAUGCAUUUGAGAAGCGCACAUGUGUUGGUAACUACAAGGUUGCCUGCCAGCCCAGUGGCCCCUCUUGCUGCGACGGCUGGCGAUGCGUUGGUGCCACUGAGUGGAACGAUGGUGUCUGUAUCCCCAACUACUAG